Molecule: messenger RNA, 1818 nt
Organism: Alternaria burnsii
Lineage: Eukaryota; Fungi; Ascomycota; Dothideomycetes; Pleosporales; Pleosporaceae
Product: zinc finger domain-containing protein
Exons: 3
Coding region: 1-1818 (605 amino acids)
Source: RefSeq, a predicted model, not a curated record
AUGGUUGACUACGCACAAUAUCCACCGAGCAUGCCUCACGACUUUGAGCUCUACUCCGGCAACCAAGAACAGCAUCUGGAUUUUCACCACAACUUGCCUUACGUGCCUGCCUCAACAUACGCCAUGGAGCACGCCUUCAGCGCCUCAUAUGACCACAUGGCUACCCUCGCAGAGAUGCAAAGGCCUCAAGACCUGCAAUACCAUUACGAUGCCAUCGCACAAGGUGUCAAGCCUUACCAGUAUCAGACCCCUGCCAGCUCUCCCCACUCAACUUCACAUUCUUUCCACGAGCAGCCUCCCAUUCUUUCUGCGUCUUCUGAAUCCGGUGCUUCAGUGUCGUCUUCCGCCAUUGGCUCCCCAUCACUUGUUCCACAUUUCAAUGACUCGUGGAGCACAAUGGGACUUGGGGUGACUACUGGAUACGAGUAUCCAGGAAUGGUAGCGACAGAUAAGUCAUAUGUGGCAGAUCCUAAUCUCAUUCAGCCAUUCGCAUUCGCGCCUCAGAGCCCAUACCCUGAGAUUAGGACUACCCCAUCUCCUUACUUCCCCAUCAUCGAGCAACCACCCUCACCAGCUCUCUCUCAACUCUCUUCCCACAGCCAGCGCCCCGGUUCGGCACGCAUCAAGAAGGGUAGCGCCAGCCCCUAUCUUCGUACUCAGCAAUACCAGCCUUACCCCCAGUACAAUGGUCAACGGCGAGGCUCUGUCAACUCUCUUCACUCGCACCACUCAGGCAAGAGUGGAAGCAGCUUCGACAACGACGAGACCCGCGAGAAGGGAAUGUGCCCACUACCAGAGUGUGGGCGCGUCUUCAAAGACCUGAAGGCACACAUGCUCACCCACCAGAACGAACGACCGGAAAAGUGCCCGAUCGCGACCUGCGAGUACAACACCAAGGGUUUCGCGAGGAAAUAUGACAAGAACCGUCACACGCUCACGCACUACAAGGGCACAAUGGUCUGCGGUUUCUGUCCAGGCAGUGGUUCAGCGGCUGAGAAGUCAUUCAACCGCGCUGAUGUCUUCAAGAGGCACCUUACCUCUGUUCACGGCGUGGAGCAGAAUCCUCCUAACAGCCGCAAGAAGAGCCCAUCAAGCCGCAAGGCUUUCGGUGGCUCGCAGCCCAACGUUGCUGGUACCUGUUCUACUUGCUCGGUUACUUUUGCCAACGCGCAAGAGUUCUACGAACAUUUGGACGAUUGUGUGCUGCGUGUUGUACAGCAAACCGACCCAAGUGAAGCCAUCAACCAACGCCUUCUUACCUCCGUUGCAGAGGAUCCGGACGUCACUGAGACUCUCGAUCGCAACGGUCUAUCUAAGAGCAUUGAGUACACAGUACCCAACUAUUCCGAGGAUGACGAAGAUGACUACGAGGAAGAGGAACACGCCGGGGAUGGUAACCACCUAACAAACCACCUCUCCUCUUCUCGCAUCCAAAAAUCCGGUCCUCGCGCUGGCCUCACCUUCUCCAAAGGCGGCGUAGCCAUCACCGGUUCUGGACGCAAGAAGCGCAAGAACUACCCGGUAUCUUGGGGUUGCGCUACCGAUAAGAUGAAGAUGAAGAAGCGCGUCUUGUGCGUAUAUGAUGGCCAGAGAAGGCUAUGGAAAGAUGACAUGAUGCUCGACCAGGAGUUCGAAGUACGUACAAAGUUGCCUGAUGGCAAGUCAUACGUCACAGACUUGGACGUCCAGACCCUCAACCGCGCAGAUGCCCUGCAUGGCGCCACAAGGGAAGAGAGAGGCCCCUGGAUGCCCGACAACAUUGUUGGAGGCGUCAACGGUGUAGGUAUGGAGCCCGCAUCGCUGGACUGGGCUCUCUGA